Molecule: messenger RNA, 1125 nt
Organism: Guillardia theta CCMP2712
Lineage: Eukaryota; Cryptophyceae; Pyrenomonadales; Geminigeraceae
Exons: 2
Biological process (GO): amino acid transmembrane transport
Cellular component (GO): vacuolar membrane
Molecular function (GO): amino acid transmembrane transporter activity
Source: RefSeq, a predicted model, not a curated record
UUGUUCAAGAGCUCGUUCGGAAUUGGCAUGUUGAGUCUACCCUACGCGUUUUCAAAGUCGGGCAUGGUUCCAGGGAUGAUUGCAAUCUGCAUCAUCGCCAAAAUUACCAAUUUCUCUACUAAGCUUCUGGUCUGGAACAAGAGAAAAUUGCAGAGUGGAACCAACAGCGUGCUUGGGAUCCCAGACAUCGCCUACCUGUGCUGGGGUUGGCCUGGCCUGGCGGUCGCAAGCGCUGUCAUCAUCUGUUGUCAGGUGGGAAACUGCAUCGCGUACACUAUCUUCCUCGCUCUCACCACCUCCUCGCUGCUGGAGGAGUCAAGUGCUGGCUUUGGCAUCCUGCAGGAGAGCGAAUCACCUUUCAUCCCCCUCGCACUGUGCUGGGCGGUGCUUUUCUCUUUCCUGGUGCAGAUGAAGGAGCUCAAGACUUAUGCUCCUCUUUUAUUCACAGCACAGAUAGCUCACAUCACAGCCGUUAUCACAAUCAUCUUUUACGGCCUUUUACAUGAUCACGUGUGCGGGGAGGUAGAAGUGAAAGUAUUCUGCAGCGUCAGAGUUGGAACGCAUUGGGAGACGUUUCCAAUCUUCCUGGGGAUUGCAGUCUUUGCUGUAGAGGGCAUUCCCAUGGUUCUAGCGAUCGAAAAUUCAAUGGCAACCCCAGAACGGUUUGAGACUGCAUUCGAUAGAGCACAGAUUUGUCUAGUUUCUUGCUUCCUGGCAUUCGGCGUGAUGGGAUAUUGGCUUUAUGGUGAUAACACGAAGAGUGUGAUUGUUUUGAACGUGUUGGGAACAACCGGGCUCAUGGUAAAGGCGCUGCUCUGCCUGGUCAUAUCUCUGUCUUACCCCCUCCAAUUCAUGCCAGCUGGGGAAUGGAAAGAAAAGUUCUGGAUGGUCUUGAAGGUUUGCGCUGUCCUUGGCGGUGCCUGGGUUGCUAUUAUUUUCCCCCAUUUUGGUCACUUCCUUUCCAUAUUGGGCUCCAUAACGUUUUCUCUCAUCACCUUCUUCCUCCCUCCUCUGUUCUACUUGCAGACCUUCCACUGGCAAGUCAGCAAUCGCAUGUUGGCAGCUUGUCUGCUUACCUCAUGCUUUGGUGUCGCUGUCACAUGCGUCGGCCUCUGGAGCAACCUG